CCAACCCAACCCAACCCAACCCUCUCUUCUCUCAUUUUCCUUCCCUUCCUUUCUACAGCAGCUUCUCCGUUAUUCAUUCCCCUUUUCCGUUUCUCUUCCCACAACACCCCUCAAUUCCUUGCCACCUUUUCUCCUUUUCAGCUUCCCAACGUUCUAAUCCAUGGCAGAAGAAGAAGCUAAGAAGGCCGAGUCCGAAUGCCCUGCCCCCGCCCCUCCCGUCGCCGAUCCUCCAGCAGCUGCCGCUCCUGCUGACGAACCACCAAAGGACGUGGCCGAGGAGAAAUCCGUAAUUCCGGUCACUCCUCCUUCAGAGGAAAAGUCCGAUAAACCUGAUGAUUCCAAGGCCAUCGUUCCCGUUGAGAAGGUGGCAGAAGCUGCAGUGGAAGAGGCAAAGCCUGCCGAGGGCUCUAUCAAUCGAGAUGCUGUGCUUGCCAGAGUUGAAACAGAGAAGCGGACUUCUCUCAUCAAAGCUUGGGAAGAGGCCGAGAAGAGCAAAGCUGAGAACAAAGCUCAGAAGAAGCUUUCUGGAAUCGAGUCAUGGGAGAACAGCAAGAAAGCGAACAUCGAGGCGGAGCUCAAGAAGCUAGAGGAACAACUGGAGAAGAAGAAAGCAGAGUACACCGAGAAGAUGAAGAACAAGAUCGCAGAAAUCCACAAGCAAGCCGAGGAGAUGAGAGCCAUGACCGAAGCGAAACGAGGCGAAGAGCUGCUGAAAGCAGAGGAGAUUGCUGCAAAGUAUCGCCCCACAUGAUAUGACAGUAAGAGUUUGGAGGAUUUUUAGAGAUAAGUUUGAGCGGUAGCGGUGUGAUAUUUACUUUCCCAAAACUUGAUCUGAUCCAGACUAUUACAGACCAUAUAUACUAAGCUAAAGUUCUGUCAGGUGCCCAAAAUAAACCUAUAUGACACCCUUAACAUUAUAAACCGACUUCACUAUAAACCGACUUCAGAACAGAACACCAGCAUCCUUAAGUCUUCACAUCAGUAUCUUCCGGCAACACCCCCCCUCAAGCUGGGGCGUAGAUAUCUAGACGACCCAUCUUGGACAUGAUACCCUGAAAAACUGCAACCGGCAACGAUUUCGUGAACAUAUCGGCUAAUUGAUUGGAAGAGGAAACAUGCAUUACCUUGAUAUUCCCUGCAAUGAUCUGAUCACGUAUGACAUGACAAUCAAUUUCGAUAUGCUUAGUACGUUCAUGAUUCACAGGAUUAUCAGCAAGCUUUAUAGCAGAAAGACUAUCACUAUACACAGCAGUAGGGGCAGCAAAAGUAAUGUCCAGAUCAUGCAAUACAUAUCUAAGCCAAAGGAUUUCACAGGUUAACAUGGCCAUGGCUCGAUAUUCUGCUUCGGCAGAGGAUCGUGAUACGGUCUGUUGCUUUUUGGACUUCCAACUUAUCAAGGAAUUACCUAAUAAAACACAAAAGCCUGUGGUAGAUCGUCUAGAAUCUGGACAACCUGCCCAGUCACUAUCCGAGAAGGCAUGCAACCGAAGGGAAGAAAGUUGAGAGAAAAACAACCCUUGACCCGGACUAGCCUUAAUGUAUUUGAGAACUCGUUCAGCAGCAUUCAUAUGUACAUCAGUUGGAGCAUGAUUAAACUGGCUUAACUGGUGGACAGCAUAUGAGAUGUCUGGCCUUGUGUUGCACAAGUAAAGCAAUCUUCCUAUUAAACGCUUGUAAACAGAAAUGUCAGAAAGAAGGUUACCGGACUUGGCAGAGAGCUUUGGACCAGGUGUGGAAGGCGAAUCUGCAGGUUCAGCACUUAACAAACCACAAUCAGCAAGCAAAUCUAAAGCAUAUUUUCUUUGGCAGAGAGAAAUCCCUUUAGAAGUCCUUGCUAUCUCAAAGCCUAGAAAGUAUUUAAGUUCUCCAAGAU
Molecule: messenger RNA, 1873 nt
Organism: Linum tenue
Lineage: Eukaryota; Viridiplantae; Streptophyta; Magnoliopsida; Malpighiales; Linaceae
Source: the annotation of a GenBank genome assembly